Rhododendron vialii is the source of this 2277-nucleotide messenger RNA. Its product is annotated as sodium/hydrogen exchanger 2-like. Gene Ontology annotation, molecular function: sodium:proton antiporter activity. The record is from RefSeq and is a predicted model, not a curated record. NCBI's taxonomy places the organism in Eukaryota, Viridiplantae, Streptophyta, Magnoliopsida, Ericales, Ericaceae. Gene Ontology annotation, biological process: proton transmembrane transport; sodium ion transport; regulation of pH. Bases 471 to 2093 code for a protein of 540 amino acids. The transcript is spliced from 15 exons. Gene Ontology annotation, cellular component: membrane.
CUCUCUCAUCUUCCUUCCCUCUCUUUCUAAAAUUUUCUAUCAUGUUCAGCUCAUAAUCCAUUGGGAAAUUCGAAACAAGUUUGACUAUCCUUUGAUUUCUCUGUUUUGAAUACGUAGUUAAAAAGCAGUCAGUCAGCCUUCAAUACAGCAAUGCCUAGCUAGCUUGUUUCGUCUAGUAUGGAAAUGAACUUUCGACUACUUUUUUGGUUGCCUUCUCUGCAUGCGUAGCUUCCGUUUCUUUGGUUGAUAAUUAGAGAGAACUGCUGAAAAGAGAAGAAACAAAAAAAUCGACAAGGCAAAAAAUUGGUUUAAUUGGUGCCUUUUGGAGGCUUCCAAAAUUGGCAAUCCGGGUAAAGACAUCUUGCAUAUCCCUUCGCCAGAAAGCAAAUUUCCAGUGCUGGGAAUGACACAUUGAUUGUCAUUACAGUUACUUGGUUGAGCUGUACCAUUUUAGAAACUCAAUACAAACAAUGGCUUCCUCAUUGAAUUCUGUACUGGGAAAGUUGGAAAUAGUAUCCACUUCGGAUCAUGCUUCGGUUGUGUCCAUGAGUUUAUUCGUGGCUCUGCUCUGCGCUUGCAUUGUAAUCGGUCAUCUGCUCGAGGAGAGCCGGUGGAUGAAUGAGUCCAUCGUUGCCCUUUUGAUUGGUCUGUGCACCGGAUUCGUAAUUUUGCUUUCAAGUAGAUGGAAAAGCUCUCGAAUCCUUGUCUUCAGUGAAGAUCUUUUCUUUAUAUAUCUUCUUCCACCUAUUAUAUUCAAUGCCGGGUUUCAGGUGAAAAAGAAGCAAUUUUUCCGUAACUUCAUCACCAUUGUGAUGUUCGGUGCUGUUGGUACACUGAUUUCCUGGGCCGUCAUAUCAUUAGGUGUCAAACAGAUUUUUGGAAAAAUGGACAUUGGCUUCCAGGAUGUUGGGGAUUAUUUUGCCAUCGGAGCAAUAUUUUCUGCAACAGAUUCAGUUUGCACAUUACAGGUGCUUAAUCAGGAUGAGACACCUCUUCUUUACAGUCUGGUAUUUGGGGAAGGCGUCGUGAAUGAUGCUACAUCAGUUGUGCUUUUCAAUGCAAUCGAAAGCUUUGACGUUACAAAUGUCAAUCCCACGAUUGCCCUCCAUUUUAUGGGCAACUUCUUUCAUUUAUUUUUUACGAGCACUAUGCUGGGAGUACUUACUGGGCUGCUUAGUGCCUACAUCAUCAAAAAGCUGUAUAUUGGCAGGCACUCAACAGAUCGCGAGGUCGCUCUUAUGAUGCUUAUGGCCUACCUUUCGUAUAUGAUAGCUGAACUGUUCUAUUUAAGUGGCAUUCUAACGGUAUUUUUCUGUGGGAUCGUGAUGUCCCAUUACACAUGGCACAAUGUGACAGAGAGUUCGAGGAUCACCACAAAGCAUGCUUUUGCGACAUUGUCAUUUGUUGCUGAGAUUUUUAUAUUUCUCUACGUUGGUAUGGAUGCUCUGGACAUUGAAAAAUGGAAGUUAAUGAGUGAUAGGCCUGGAACAUCAGUUGCAGUGAGUUCAAUACUGCUCGGCCUAAUUUUAGUUGGAAGGGCAGCUUUUGUUUUCCCCUUAUCCUUCUUAUCUAACUUAUCCAAGAAAACUCAAAAUGAAAAAAUCGGCUUCAAGCAGCAAGUCACGAUAUGGUGGGCUGGUCUUAUGAGAGGUGCUGUGUCUAUGGCACUUGCUUAUAAUAAGUUCACUAGCUCAGGACAUACUCACUUGCAAGGACAUGCAGUGAUGAUCACCAGCACAAUUACUGUUGUUCUUUUUAGCACAGUGGUUUUUGGUUUAUUGACGAAACCACUUGUAAGGCUGUUGCUUCCAAAGCAGUCAGGCAGCACUUUAUCAUCGGAGCCCGGAACUCCGAAGUCGCCAUUUACCAUGCCUCUUCUCGAAGGUGGAGAAGAUAGGCAUACUAAUGAAGAUGUGGGUGGCGAUAAAAUCCCCCGCCCAAGUAGCCUUCGAUUACUUUUGACCACCCCAACUCACACUGUGCAUCGCCUUUGGCGUAAGUUUGACGAUACCUUCAUGCGACCUGUGUUUGGCGGCCGGGGUUUUGUUCCCCAGGUUCCCAGUUCACCACCAGAACAACAGUUUGUCAACUAAGAGGAAUCAACGAUAGGGGAUACAGAAAAGAGCUCUUAGCAAUGUACAACUUUGUGAUUAAAAGGGCAUCGUGUGAUAUUUUGCCCAUUUAUUAGAUUUUUCUCUGUAUAGUAAUUGUAUAUCUGAUUUCACUGACCAGCAGUGUUCGCUGCUGCUUUUCAUUGAAGAAUUGGAUAUUUUCUCA